UGAAAUUGAUUAAGAUACGACACUCACAAGCGAAACUGUUUUGUAAUGUAAGCAUUGCAUUCGUAGGAGUAGGGAGCGCGGAAUGCGCGUUGCUAAAGCACCAAGAGUAAUAACACAGUUGACGAGGAACGCAUAACAGAGAAGGUGCGUCGCAGUGUACCAGAGUUGCGUCGCGGUGAAACUAUUUAAGUGGAAUAAUUAUUAUAAAUUCAUUUAAAUUUGGUACAUCUACAUUGUUCCAACUCAAGUUGUCAAGAUGGAUCGGCGAUUCGUUAACGUUAUUUUGUUAGGAUUUGGCUUUAUGUUUGUCUUUACUGCGUUUCAAACAAUGGGGAAUAUAGAGAAAACGAUACUCGACAGCAUAUCCCAAGAUGACCCCUCGUUCACCGGCGACGGCUACACGUCUCUGGCCAUCAUAUACGCCACGCUGGCCGUGUGCAACUGGCUGGCGCCGUCCGCCAUCACGCUGACGGGCCCGCGCGGCGCCAUGAUCAUCGGCGCGAUCACGUACCUGUUCUUCAUAGUGACGUUCAUGUUCCCCCGCACCGCUUUACUGUACGCGGCGAGCGUGCUUAUCGGCGCCGGCGCGGCCGCCAUAUGGACAGGGCAGGGCAACUACCUGACCGUCAACAGCGACUCUGAGACCAUCUCCCGCAACUCGGGAGUGUUCUGGGCCAUGCUGCAAUGCAGUUUAUUCUUCGGUAACCUCUUCGUGUUCAUAAAGUUCCAAGGCAAGCAGCACAUCGACCAGGAGACGCGUAACAUGGUGUUCGGUUGUCUAACCGCAGUAUGCGCACUCGGCAUAGUCUUCCUGCUGUCACUGAGGCCCGCUAAGCGCGCACCAGCUAUUGAAGAUGCCAAGAUUGAAGUUGUAAGCAAUGAGCCCACCAGUCCCUUGGACGCGUUCAAAGGAGCCCUGAGGUUGUUCUACACGAGAGAUAUGUUGUUGCUAAGUGUCACGUUCAUUUAUACUGGCGUGGAACUAUCGUUCUUCAGCGGAGUGUACAGCCCGAGCAUCGGGUUCACGCUUUCCAUGGGCGAAAACGCGAAGCAGCUAGUCGGGUUGUCGGGAGUCUUCAUCGGCCUCGGAGAGGUGCUGGGUGGAGCGCUCUUCGGCAUCCUCGGGUCCCGCACGACCCGCUGGGGCCGCGACCCCAUCGUGUUCGCCGGCUACCUGAUCCACAUCACCAGCUUCUUCCUCAUCUUCAUCAAUCUGCCCAACGUGGCGCCCUUCGGAGACACCAACGAAACCUCCUAUAUCACCCCCUCGCCGGCGCUCGCCAUGCUCUGCAGUUUCCUGCUAGGGUUCGGUGAUGCGUGCUUCAAUACGCAAAUAUACUCGAUAUUGGGAGGGAACUAUGCCGAUAACAGCACAUCGGCGUUUGCCUUGUUUAAGUUUACUCAGUCGCUGGCCGCCGCGGCGUGCUUCUUCUACUCGUCGCGUGCUCUACUGUCGGUGCAGCUGGGCGUGCUGGCCGUGCUGGGCACGCUGGGCACGGCCGCCUUCUGCCGCGUGGAGGCGGCGGCGCGCGCAAGGCGCCGCGCCAUAGCGCAUGCGCAGGACCUCGACGAGAAGACGCCCGCCACGCACCACCUCGCCGACAACGAUUUACAUUACGAUUGAACAGAGUAAACUCUGAUCUCACGUAUUGGGAGUAAACAUUGUUACUGAAGAGUUUUAUUGGCAGCGUAUAACGUAUCUGUCUAAAGUGGGUGCCAUUAUAGGCAGGGCCGUCUUAAACUAUGCUGGGGCCCUGGAAUUUGGCCCCCUUUUGGAAAGUACAGAAAGCUAAUUAAACUAACAUUUUUCUACUAUGACCAUUAUGGGUAAUCAAAUAUACUGUUACUGUCUGUCCUUCGGGGCCCCCUGAGGAUGGGGGCCCUGGGCACAGGCCCCGUGUGCCCUGAUGGUAAAGACGGUACUGAUUAUAGAGUAAACCUAUAAAUAAUAAAUAGGCAUCAUCACUUUACGUUGUACCGUCGUAUGUAAUGUGAUAUUUAUGACGAAACUUUUGUUUGUGUCAGUUUUGUAACUGUCGCCGAUCUCUACUAGCUGAUUGCCGAUGACAUGAACAAGUCCGGUUACCUUAUAGUUGUAGCGCUAAAAAACUAUCAAAUACUUAAACAUGUUAAAUGUAAAACCGAUCAGCUGAACUUAUGUUCAUGUCCAGCUAUCUUAGCUAAAAUUAAGCUGUCUCGAUAUUUUUAUACAAAUACCUACUAUAAACUCGAAUAAAAUGUGCUGUAGGUACUAAAGGAAAAUAAAUCGAUUAUAAAUGAUUAAGU
Cydia splendana is the source of this 2286-nucleotide messenger RNA. RefSeq names its product UNC93-like protein MFSD11. The record is from RefSeq and is a predicted model, not a curated record. Lineage: Eukaryota; Metazoa; Arthropoda; Insecta; Lepidoptera; Tortricidae. Bases 257 to 1624 code for a protein of 455 amino acids. The transcript has 8 exons.